This is a messenger RNA of Pelodiscus sinensis (Chinese soft-shelled turtle), 1850 nucleotides long. The record is from RefSeq and is a predicted model, not a curated record. Lineage: Eukaryota; Metazoa; Chordata; Testudines; Trionychidae.
UCUAUUCUCCCUUUUUUAGAGCAACACGUAAACACAAUGGGACAAAUACUGCUGUUACUGAUGCUUUCCAUUCCCUCAUUAUGUCUCACUGAUGGAGCUGAAACAGAACAAGAUUUCACCUGGCACUUGAAAAAGGUACCCCAGAUCGUGAGUGAAAGGACUUUUCCCCUUGACAGCCCUAAAUUUGAGGCAAAUGCCAAAUUAGAGCUGAGUAAUGUUUGCGGAAUUGAAUGUCAAAGGAAACUCCCAGGGCCAAGCUUGUCUGAGCUGAAGGAAUUUCUCUCCUAUGAGACUGUUUUUGAGAAUGGCACACGGAUCCUGACUCAUGUGAAUGUUGUAGGGCUAGCAGUCGACAUGGCCAAGAACAUUACCACAAGAACCUUCUCAAGAAGAAAGAGGCAGAUAUACGGCACAGACAGUAGAUUCAGCAUUUCUGACAAGCGGUUUAUGACCAACUUCCCUUUCAGCACAGCGGUGAAGAUUUCCACAGGCUGCAGUGGCAUUCUUAUUUCCCCCAAGCAUGUUCUAACAGCUGCUCACUGUAUUCAUAAUGGCAAAGAUUACAUCAAGGGCAGCAAAAAGCUGAGAGUGGGAUUGCUGAAGAUGAGAUCUAAAGGUGAUGGCAAGAAACGCAGAGGUGCUCAAAGGAGUAAAAGAGAUAUGUCGGUAGCAAGAGAGCAGACUGGGAGUGCCACAGAAUUGAAGAAGAGAUCCAAAGGACGUGGAAGAAAGCAAAAGGCAACAGGGAGGAGUCAGAGAACUCCAGAUAGUAAACCUUCCUUCCAGUGGACCAGAGUAAAGAGUACCCAGAUCCCAAAAGGCUGGUUUGAAAGUGUAACUGGGGAUGUUUCCCUGGAUUAUGAUUAUGCUGUCCUUGAGCUCAAGCGUCCCCAGAAAAAAAAAUAUAUGGAGCUGGGAAUUAGUCCAACAAUCAGAAAGAUGCCUGGUAGCAUGAUCCAUUUUUCUGGUUUUGACAAUGAUAGAUCUGGGCAGUUGGUCUAUCGAUUUUGUAGCGUGUCUGAUGAAUCCAGUGAUCUCUUUUACCAGUACUGUGAUGCUGAGCCUGGCUCUGUUGGAUCUGGAGUCUAUCUCCGCCUUAAAGAACCAAACAAGAAGAAAUGGAAACGCAAGAUCAUUGCUGUUUAUUCAGGUCAUCAGUGGGUGGAUGUCAAUGGUGUGCAGCAGGAUUAUAAUGUAGCCGUACGAAUUACUCCUCUCAAAUACGCCCAGAUUUGUUUCUGGAUACAUGGGAAUGAUGAGAAUUGUACACAAGGCUGAUAAAAGCUUAAACUAGAUCAUCUAGCACCAACAAUAGAGUUAAAAACUUGCCCCAAUAGUUAUUGGAUAAGCAUUACCCCAUAUCAGGAAUUACUUGAAUUUGAAGCCUGCAAUAUUUUGAUGCAUUGCGUAUUGCUAUUCUUAGAGGGUUAGUAGAAUUUUAAAAUUAAUUUUUAAUUAUAUAAUAAUCAAACCAUGACAUGCACUUAUAAUCCAAAACUGUAUUUAUGUUCAAAAUUUUGAAAAAUUCAAAUGGUUUGCAUUAGAAAAAUUGUGACUUUACUGGUUUAAUUUUUUUUAAAGGGAAGUAUUGAAACUUCUCAAUUUGGUACUAUUAAACAAGGUGUAGGUUUUUUAAACUACAGUUGACUUGUUCUUCUCAGGGUUCUGCUCCAACAUUUAUCUUCUAGUAUACAAGUUACAUGUGUUAUUAAAAAACAUGUACAGAAUUAUACAAAUUGUGAAAAAUUGGGGUAAGACCAAACAAAGUAAGGUUAGUUUACUCUACAGAGCAUGUGUACUCUGAGAGAUGGCUUUCUAGUUCAUAUUUGUCAGCUUGGAAAUUUUUUUGG